GGAGGGCGGGUGGCUCGCGGCCGCGGCGGCGGAGGAACUUGUUGCGCCCGCGGCUGCGCGGUGCCGCUCCCUCCGCUCUCCUUCGCGGCGGGCGCGGCGGCGACGGCGGCGGCGGCGGCGGGAGGAGGCGAGGGCCGGCACGAUGCGGCGCUACCUGCGCCUCGCGGUGCUGUGCCUGGCCUGCGGCUUCUGCUCGCUCCUCUACGCCUUCAGCCAGCUCGCCCUGUCCCCGGAGGAAGGCGCGGGCGGCGGCGGCGGGAAGCCGCAGGCCCGAGUGGCUUCCUGGCUCGCGGGCGGAGGACGGGGCGCCGCGCGAGGGGCGGGCAGCGCGGCCACGGCGGCGCACCCCGGCGGGGCGCACAGGUGUAAAGAUUUCUCUCUCUGUUACUGGAAUCCCUAUUGGAUGCUGCCCUCUGAUGUUUGUGGAAUGAACUGCUUUUGGGAAGCGGCUAUUAGAUAUGGUCCGAAAGUACAGCCCGUUGAGAGGAUGCACCUAGCUGUGGUUGCCUGUGGUGAACGACUGGAAGAAACUAUAACCAUGUUGAAGUCAGCGAUCAUUUUCAGCAUCAAACCUCUUCAGUUCCAUAUUUUUGCUGAAGAUCAACUACAUGAGAGUUUCAAAGGCAUACUUGACAGCUGGUCAUUUUUACAAACAUUUAAUUAUUCAUUAUACCCAAUAAGUUUUCCGAGUGAGAAUGCAGUGGAGUGGAAAAAGCUCUUUAAACCAUGUGCUUCCCAGAGAUUGUUCUUGCCAUUAAUCCUUAAAGAAGUUGACUCACUAUUGUAUGUCGACACUGAUAUCCUUUUUUUACGGCCUGUUGAUGACAUUUGGUCUUUACUCAAGAAAUUUAAUUCCACACAAAUUGCUGCAAUGGCACCAGAACAUGAAGAGCCUCGAAUAGGAUGGUAUAAUCGCUUUGCCAGACAUCCAUACUAUGGAAAAACUGGAGUAAACUCUGGAGUUAUGUUGAUGAACAUGACUAGAAUAAGAGGGAAGUAUUUCAAGAAUGAUAUGACAACUGUACGGAUGCGAUGGGGAGACAUACUUAUGCCAUUGCUCAAGAAAUACAAACUGAAUAUCACGUGGGGUGAUCAAGAUCUGUUGAAUAUCAUAUUUUUUCAUAACCCAGAAAGCCUUUUUGUUUUUCCCUGUCAAUGGAAUUAUCGGCCAGAUCAUUGUAUAUAUGGAAGCAAUUGCCAAGAAGCAGAGGAAGAAGGAAUCUUCAUUCUUCAUGGGAACAGAGGUGUUUACCAUGAUGAUAAGCAGCCAGCAUUUAGAGCUAUUUAUGAAGCACUGAGAAAUUGUUCUUUUGAAGAUGACCACAUCCGUUCCUUAUUAAAACCUUUAGAACUGGAAUUGCAAAAGACAGUGCAUACAUACUGCGGGAAAAUUUACAAAAUAUUUAUCAAACGGCUAACCAAAAGCAUCCAGGACCGCUAUGAUAGACCACCCAAGGAAAGGUGAUUCUUGGAGACUACUGAGUCAAAUGAAUGAAACCAACAAAAUGUUAGAGGAAACGUGAAGGAAUAGUCUUGGAUGAAGUGUUCAGGAAAGAAUUAUUCAUCUUCAGAAUAAUUUCUUUUUCCUGAGGAAGUUAAAUGAGCAAUAUAUUCAUUUAAUGAAGAAUAAAUUAAAGUCUUGACUCCAAUAAGAAGACAUUUUUCAUCUCUGACGUUUAUAAUGUUAUUUGCUGUCAUUCCAGUAUUGAUGAAAAUAUUGAAUUGUUUGUGGCCUAUAGACUGGUUUACUGUUAAGCUCAAGUGAGUAAGAACAGUAGAAGGGGCGGGGUGUAUGAAUGGAAAAGAUGUACCUCAUACACAGUAGGUUGCAAACUGAGUAUAGCAAUAAUUUUGUCAGCACUAACCUCACUUUAAAUACGUGAGAAAAACGUUUACAGGAGCAGAAAAGAUUCUGUUUCUAAAGAAAUGUGAUGUAACCAUUGACAAUCCAUGUGUGCCUUCAUAGAUUUCAUCUCUGUUUUAAAAUCUUUUUGUGACAAUCAUGUUUAAAAUUAUUUUUAGAUUACAAGUAAACUGCACGUUUAAGAUGGCGCUGUAUAAGAAAGAGGGAAAACAGUGAAAAUUGUGUUUUAGUCUGUGUGUAUGCUUGUGAAAUAUAGUAUUUUCAUGUGUAUAUUUUUAACUGUCUUGCCAAACUCAGAUCUAAGAUCGUUAAAUAUUUUGAAAAUUUUUUUUUAUCAUUUUAAAUGAAGAAUUUCAGCUUUACUGGGCAUUCUGGAAGCAGAAAAAGAAAGGAAAAUAAAAUGAAAACCUAAAUAGUAUACCUGUGUGAUGGGCCAAAAUGCAUUAAGCUCUGUACUUCUGUGAACAGUAAUUUUAGUUACAACAGAGCAGGAGAAAGUGGUCAUUUAACUUUUUUUCUUCUACCUCAAAAUAUAUUUGCAAGAUAUAUUUGAAGAAGCAAAUAUAUAGAGCCUUAAUUUAAACAACUGUCAUGGAUGAUUGGGAUUAAGAAAACCAGUACCUCUGACUACAGGAAAGUAGUUUGGGUCAAUGUGAAUAGCUUCCCUUUUUGAACAUCACUUAAGACAGUUAUUUUUUUUUAAUGUUGAAAAUAGACUUCUCAGUGUUGUUGAUCUCUAUCUAAGUUUGGAGGGUACAUAGAAGGCUGUUGUUAACGGUCCCCAAAUAAGACCAUUGCCUGCCUGGCUGCAUUAGACUCUUGGGGAGAGCUUGUUGAGAAUGAAUGCUGGGGCUUACCCUUUCUGGCCCACUGUGUCUACGAUUGGGGUCUGCAAACUUUUUUUUUUAAUGAAGAGACUUAAAAAUUACACAGAAGUAGAGAGAAUACAGUGGUGCUGUUUGUCCGGAUCAAGCACUUAACAAUAUCUUGCCAUAUUUGCAUCAUUUAUCCUUUUUCUUUUUUUCUAAAGUAUCUUAAAGAAAAUCCCAGACAACAUGUUAUUUCACCACCGUGAACAGUUCAGUAACUACAAUGACAUAAUACUUCCUCCAUGUUAAAUGCAUCUUAAGUCCUUAAGCAGAUUCCUGAUUGUCUCCAAUGUUAGAAUCUAAGUCACAUUAUGAUUCUAUUUUUAAUAAACACCUCAGGUGAUUUUGACAUCAGCUAGUUUGGGAACCACUGGAAAUGAUUUUGCCAACUUGAAGGUUGAAAUUAGGAUAUCAUAAUUCUUAGCAUAGUUGGUGGAUUACAAUUGUGAUUCUGAAAUAUUAGAGGAAGUACUUGAGUUAUUGACAGCAUAUGAAUUUAUAUUCUAAGCAAGUUCCUUAGGUUUAAUUUCCUCAGUGAACAGAGAAUCUCAGCCCCAUGGGCUCUGAUAUGAUUGGGACCAUGUCGAGUGUGGUCAUAGUUGAAUCCAGCUGCGCUGUGUACUCUGGUCUCACACAUGUGGCUUAUUUACAUUGCAACACAUUCUACAUUGUCCAUCAGUUGGAAGAUUCCUCACCUGGUUUAUUCAAAUCUGGCCUAAUUGGGCCUUUUACCAUAAAUUGGUUUAUGGUGAAAACUUUCCAUUUACCGACUAUUUUGCCUAAAACUUGGAAUAUCACAGAAAGUCCAUAAAGAUAUUAAAAUGAGUUUUCUGAGUUUAUCUUUAGGUAAGGUAACUUUUUCCUUGAGAAUUCUCAAGAAAUGCAGCUCUUAGCAUUAAUGAGGUUAAAUUAUAGGAUAACUUAGAGAAUAUUACAUUUCUUUUUAUAAAAUAGUAUACCUAUGCAGUUUAUAUAAAUUACAUUGUAUAUUUUUUGAGUCCAUAUGUUAGAACAAUUCUGACCUCAGAACUAUCUCUGGGCUACAGUAUUACCAAAGUGGAGUGACUAAAAUAUAGUCGCACUUCAUUUGUAUGAAGUAGUUAUCUUAAAAGAAUAUGGAAACUUUUAGAAAUAUAUAUUGUGAUACAUUUUAAGAAAAUACAGCCCUGACUGGUUUGGCUCAGUGGAUAGAGCGUCGGCCUGCCGACGGAAAGGUCCCAGGUUCGAUUCCAGUCAAGGGCAUAUGCCUGGUUUGCAGGCUCAAUCCCCAGUAGGGGGCGUGCGGGAGUGAUUCUCUCUCAUGGAUGUUUCUAGCCCUCUCCCUUCCUAUCUGAAAUCAAUAAAAAUAUAUUUUAAAAAAGAAAAAAAUACAUACCCCCCCCCCCCCCCCCCCCCGAAGAAUAGUUCAGAAUUUAUUAGGUAACCCAGUUACCUUUGGAUGCUUUAGAGCCUGAAGUAAUAUUACUGCUUACUGCUGCUCUCAUCUUACCUCCAGUCAGAUGUUAGUGGUGUAAUGGGAAGAAAAUCAGACUGUGAACUAGGUCUGUAUUCUCUUCCUGGUUAAGGGACUCCAGGUUAAUUGUUUAACCUUCUCUGUGCCUUGGGUUUCCAAGUAAUGAAUAUGCCCUUCCAACCUCAUGAGACCCAGCAGUCAUGAGUUAGGAAGUUUUGAGACUCAAGAGAGAAUGGAUUUGAAGACGUUCUGCACGGCCUCUGUCAGGCACGUCCAUCAGCGUUGCUGUGGAAGGUCUGCUUUGCCCUGCCGUCCCCUUCGGCUGAAUGUUUUCUGACAUGCGUGGUAUCUCCAGUAUUAAUUUGCUUAUAUGAGGUAAGGAAGAGUUUUUAAGGAAGAGAAAGCAGGGAAAAGAAUGAUAUAAGUGAAUGAUCAAAAAAAGAAGGAAAAGAGAGGAAGUGAGAAAAGGGAGGAAAGAUGGGAAUGAGAGUGAGAAUGGCAAAAGGCAGAGUAGGAAAAGAUGGAAUGAGAGUGGGAGAAUCGAGGUGGAGUGAUGGAGAGAAGUGGUGUGGAAACAGUCACUGGCGGAGUUGUAGCCCCCACCCUGUGCUGCUGCCUGCCGCCUUCCUCCAGUGCAGUGCUGGGCCCUCAGGGUCGGGGUGCUGGCUUCAUGGAGGAGGCAGCAUGGCUCCCUUGUUUGAUUUGUUGAUGCUAGAGUUGUUUCCCAGUCACUCUACUCACUUAUUUAGAGCUAAUGAUUGAACAUGAUUUUCAUUAUUAUUUUCUGGGUCCCAGUUUAUGAGGUAGGGCCUGUGGAAACACAAUGACAAGCAUCUUCCCUUAGCAUUGUCCUUUUAGUCAUCCUGAAUGUUGGCUUAGGCCAGACCACCACACAGAGUCACCAGAGAGGCUAGGGUGGAGGGAUGGUUUCAUAAGGUGUGAAGGGGCCCAGGAGCUUUCUGCAUCAUUUUUCCAAGAUGAUGCUGAUAGGAAGCCAGGUUUGGGAAUCACGGCCCUCCCUUGAGUGGCAGCUCAAACAGUCAACAUCUGUUGACUCCUCAAUAGCAUAUUUUCAGUUCAACUGGAAGAAUGGAUUCAAGAGAACGGGAGAUAGCAGAAAUACAUGAAAGGGAAAGACCUUAAGAGAGAGUACUCACUGUCUUUUUCCGCAGUCUAUAUUGUAAGUAAUACGGUGGUGCUGAUCGGCCUUAGUCGUAGUCAGAACCUCUUUGAGGUGUUUAGAAUGACCAUUGAUCUGUUUUUUUAAAAAUAGCUUUUUUGGUUCCUUAGAGUAAAUUAAGAAAAGUAGGGGAGCUAUAUGUUAAGUGUGGGGUCAGUUAUCCAUUUAUUAAAUGUAAUUUCAAGUGUCUUAAAACAACUGCCUUUUAAUAUUUAAUAAAAGUAGAUUAAAGAAUGAUUUGUAUGUAACAGUUAUCUUCUUAUAUAUUGCCAAAGCAACUCUUUUUUGCCUAUUAAAUUCUGGCCGAACUGUUCUGAUGUUUAUUGUUUCUUAAUUCAUUGAACAUGAAACUAGAUUUUUUAAAACUAAGUUAUAAUGUUAUAUAAACUUAAGACAACUCUAAAAGGUGGUUCAAGAAUGUUCUUUUGUAAAACUGAAAAGGAAUAUGAUGUUAAAUCAACUAUCUAGCAAUAGAAUCAUGAGGAGAACAUGAAAUAGCAUAUUGGACUAGGCAAUUUGAAGUUGAUUAUAAAUCAAUGUCACACUCAUUUUUAAAUGGAAAAUAUGUAUCGUCACCUCAUCUAUCAACAAUUCCAAGUGUCUAAUGGGAUUUAUUUCUUUAGAAUUAUCUGUAGUCUCAGUUUUAAAACAGAGCCAUUGAAAAUAUAUGAAGAAAAAUGAAAAAUUCCCUCACUACUAAUACUGUGAGUGUUAUUUGGAGGAUCUGUGGUCAGACAUUUUGAUAUCAAACUUAACUGCUGUGGAGCCAUUGAUUAUGUUUAGUAUAUGUACAGUCUGAUUAUGUUUAGUAUAUGUGAGCAUAUUCACGCACACAACAUCAUAGCAACUGCGUGUAAAAAUUAAACACAAUGCAACCGCGUAUGUUGCGUAAAAAGUAAAUUGACUUUGUGAUGGAAAAUAGCUAUUUUCAACUUUUAUAUAAAAUCUCUUCAGGGAAUAUUGGAAUGCUGUGCUAAAAUAAUCCAGGGCUUGUAGUAUAGCUGUAGAAUACAUCAUUUAUUCAAAAUUUAGCAGAACACACAUGCUUCGUAUUCGUUAUUUGAGAGCUGGACCAAUGGUUUUUGAUGGGUGCUAUAACAGAAGAUCUAUGAAGGAGAUGGUUUGCACCUGUUCCCGAAAUCAAACACUGAGAAAGAUUGCAGAUGUUUCCAUUUUUUACAAGCAUUUCGCAUAAAUGUUUUAAUUAUUUGAGUAGAAUGUUUGUAAAGCUGCAGAAGGCCUCUGGUGUACUGUGAUAUGUAGAGGUUACCACCCUUAAACUACUUUUUACCUUAAAAUAUUGUGGUUUUAGAAUAAUUUGGAUGUCUUCCUCCAAGUAUUUUAUGUAUCUUGACAUUUAUUAAAGGGGAAUAUAAGAUUAUAGAUGCCACUAUUACCUGAGAAUAAUGGAAAGUUGCUUCGUUUUGUUUUGGGUGAGUUCAGCUCAUCUUUUUGUUGAGAAACUGUGUUGCUGUUACUAAAAAAACCCAUCUCAAUAAAUGUUUAAUUUCUCCAAA
Molecule: messenger RNA, 6883 nt
Organism: Myotis daubentonii (Daubenton's bat)
Lineage: Eukaryota; Metazoa; Chordata; Mammalia; Chiroptera; Vespertilionidae
Gene: GXYLT1
Product: glucoside xylosyltransferase 1
Biological process (GO): protein O-linked glycosylation via N-acetylgalactosamine
Molecular function (GO): UDP-xylosyltransferase activity
Source: RefSeq, a predicted model, not a curated record